AAAAGAAGCUAUCCCAACUUCAAAAACCCCCAAAACAAACACAAGCCUACAAAAUGCUGGAUCCCACUGGAACCUAUCGGCGACCCCGCGACUCGCAAGACACCCGCCAAAAGAGGCGACAGGACUGUCUGGAUCCCACCGGGCAGUACUGAACACGGGGAACCCCAU
This is a messenger RNA of Drosophila takahashii, 168 nucleotides long. NCBI's taxonomy places the organism in Eukaryota, Metazoa, Arthropoda, Insecta, Diptera, Drosophilidae. The record is from RefSeq and is a predicted model, not a curated record.